This is a messenger RNA of Trichomycterus rosablanca, 1542 nucleotides long. RefSeq names its product immunoglobulin superfamily member 3-like. The transcript is spliced from 10 exons. NCBI's taxonomy places the organism in Eukaryota, Metazoa, Chordata, Actinopteri, Siluriformes, Trichomycteridae. The record is from RefSeq and is a predicted model, not a curated record. Gene Ontology annotation, biological process: response to bacterium. Bases 1 to 1542 code for a protein of 513 amino acids.
AUGAUCAAACUAAUUCUUAUGUGUAUUGUUUCUCUAGAAACAGGUUUUGUGACUAGUGUCUUUGUAAUUCAAUCUGAAAAGCUGCAGAUGUUUGUACCAGGAUCAGAUUUAAAACAUCAGCAUUACAUUAAAGAAGUUGUAUACCAGGACCAGACACAGGACAGUCAAUUAAAAGAGUCGCUUCAUCCAGGAGACAAUGUGACUCUGCAGUGUACAGUAGUCGCUGAGCGCUGUGCAGAAGAACACAGUGUGUUCUGGAUCAGACAUGGUUCAGGAGAAUCUCAUCCAGGAAUCAUUUACACUGAUGGAGACAGCAGUGGUCAGUGCGAGAACAGAUCUGAUGCUGCAUCUUCUACACAGAGCUGUAUAUACAGUCUCCCUAAGAGGAACCUCAGCACCUCUGAUGUUGGAACUUACUACUGUGCACUAGCUACUUGUGGGAAAAUUCUGUUUGGUAAUGGCACUACACUUGAAUUAACAGGAACAGGUUUUGUGACUAGUGUCUCUGUAAUUCAGCCUAAAAAGCUGCAGACGUUUGUACCAGGUCAGACAGUUACUUUAUUUUGUAAAAUUUCUGAAUUUAAUGGAAAUUACCUCUACUGGUUCAGACAGUCUCUUGGAGAAGGACCAACCUGCAUUGUCACCCUUUUCGGUGCUACAUCUGAAUUUUAUGGAGACUUUAAACAUGAUAAAAGAUUUACAGCAAAAAAGAAUGGAAAUCUGUUUACUUUAACAAUUAACAACACAAAGCCAAAUGACACUGCAAUUUAUUACUGUUCUAUUUGGGAUUAUGAUCUUAAUAUUUUCGGAAAUGGAGUAUUUCUCAGUUACGAAGGAUCAGGUAUAAAUCAUCAGCAUUACAUUAAAGAAGUUGUAUCACUGGACCAGACACAGGACAGUCUGAAAUUAAAAGAGUCGCUUCAUCCAGGAGACAAUGUGACUCUGCAGUGUACAGUAGUCACUCAGAGCUGUGCAGGAGAACACAGUGUGUUCUGGAUCAGACAUGGUUCAGGAGAAUCUCAUCCAGGAAUCAUUUACACUGAUGGAGACAGCAGUGAUCAGUGUAAGAACAAAUCUGAUGCUGGAUCUUCUACACAGAGCUGUAUCUACAGUCUCCCCAAGAGGAACCUCAGAACCUCUGAUGCUGGAACUUACUACUGUGCUGUAGCUACUUGUGGAGGGAUUCUGUUUGGUAACGGCACUACACUUGAAUUUACAGGAAGUAAGGAUGAAUAUAGUCAAAUUUACUGGGGCAUCCUGGGAUUGGCGUUAUUAAACCUCAUGUGUUUUAUUAUCAUUGCUGUCCUAUUGUGGUCAUUGGCAAAAAACAGAAACAUGUGCCCAUCUGGAUCAGAGACCAGAAUGAGUGUUCCAACAUUUGAACCUAAGCGACCACAUGCAUCUGCUUCUUUCAUUGAUGAGAGUGUGGAGAGAGAGGACAUGAGCUAUGCUGCACUUAGAUUCCAAGCAAAGAAAUCUAAGAAGCAAGAAACACAAAGAGACUCGCACCAAACUAUCAUAUACUCCUCAGUUAGAGAUUGA